Doryrhamphus excisus (bluestripe pipefish) is the source of this 1665-nucleotide messenger RNA. It is a transcript of the gene cdk10, whose product is annotated as cyclin dependent kinase 10. Gene Ontology annotation, cellular component: nucleus. Lineage: Eukaryota; Metazoa; Chordata; Actinopteri; Syngnathiformes; Syngnathidae. The record is from RefSeq and is a predicted model, not a curated record. Gene Ontology annotation, molecular function: ATP binding; cyclin-dependent protein serine/threonine kinase activity. Gene Ontology annotation, biological process: protein phosphorylation; regulation of mitotic cell cycle.
AAGACGGCCGGGGAGUGGCAGGCAGAGCAUCAAUGCCAGUGUGGAAUGUAGACAUGUUUGAUGCCUGAAGCCCGAUGGGGUCUGGAGCCAGCCAGAAAGAAGAUUCAGACGCCGCCCCUUCCUCACAGUCCUCACAGCCCUCGGAGUCCAGCGACUGGUCCUCGCGCCCGCCUACCAUUCUCAUCACCGCACCGUCACGUGACGACAUCUACGCCUCGCCGUCCACGCUGACCAUAGCCGAUGCCAUCAAAGACCGGCGGCCUCCGACGCAGCCGUUUGUUGUCGGGAAGAAAUUCAUGCCGGAUAAAUGAGCCAAGAUGUCCGCCAUGAUGGUCCUUCGAAUUAGCAUGGAAGUCGCAGGAGAGGAAGAACCGGAGCCGAUAAAGCUCAAAUCCAUCAAGAAUAAAGUAUUUACAGUGCCUAAAAAUGACAGGUUGGGGAGCUGUCGAAGUGUCGGAGAGUUUGAAAAGCUGAACCGAAUCGGGGAAGGAACCUACGGCAUCGUUUACCGAGCACGGGACACCAAGUCCCAUGAAAUCGUAGCUCUGAAGAAGGUUCGCAUGGACAAAGAGAAAGAUGGGAUCCCCAUCAGCAGCCUGCGGGAGAUCACCUUAUUGCUGCGACUCAGACAUCCCAACAUCGUGGAGCUGAAGGAGGUGGUCGUGGGAAGCCAUCUUGAAAGUUUGUUCCUGGUGAUGAGCUACUGUGAACAGGACCUGGCCAGCCUGCUGGAGAACAUGCAGACUCCUUUCACCGAGGCUCAGGUGAAAUGUAUCGUCUUGCAGUUGUUGAGAGGUUUGGGGUACCUCCACCACAACUUCAUCAUACACAGGGACCUGAAGGUGUCCAACCUGCUGAUGACAGACAAAGGCUGUGUGAAGAUAGCUGAUUUUGGACUGGCUCGCAUGUACGGCAUCCCCCAGCAGCCGAUGACGCCCCGGGUGGUCACACUGUGGUACAGAGCUCCUGAGCUCCUCCUGGGAAGUAAGACUCAGACCACAGCGCUGGACAUGUGGGCCGUGGGCUGCAUCCUGGCGGAGCUGCUGGCCCACAAACCUCUACUGCCUGGAACAUCUGAGAUCCAGCAGGUGGACCUCAUAGUGCAGCUGCUGGGCACGCCUAACGAAAACAUUUGGCCGGGUUUUUCUGCCCUGCCUCUGAUUGGUCAGUACAGUCUAAGGAAGCAGCCCUACAACAACCUGAAGAAUAAAUUCACCUGGCUGUCUGAAGCUGGACACAGGUUGCUCAACCUGCUCUUCAUGUACAACCCACAGCGCAGAGCGACUGCCAAAGAUUGUUUAGAGAGUUCCUACUUCAAGGAGAAACCUCUACCCUGCGAGCCCGAGCUGAUGCCGACCUUCCCUCACCAUCGCAACAAACGUGCCGCCUAUCCGCCAGAGAGAAACCCCAAACGCACCAAGGUCUGACACCGUGCGGGGACCCCCCGGCCAGCUUCAUCCAAGACCAAAUCCGUCUUCUUCAUGUUGAACCUAUCCACAUGCUGCUCAAUCCGUCUCUAUAGAAACCAUGCUAACCUUCAUCAUUCCCACUUAAACGCCUCCGUCAUUCCAUAAAAUAGGAGUCAUUCUACAUCCUGUAAACCACUUCCUGUUAUCUUCAAUCCAUGUGAAAAUAGUACACAAAUAAAGCAGUAUUACUCAUGUA